This is a messenger RNA of Kogia breviceps (pygmy sperm whale), 1457 nucleotides long. NCBI's taxonomy places the organism in Eukaryota, Metazoa, Chordata, Mammalia, Artiodactyla, Physeteridae. The record is from RefSeq and is a predicted model, not a curated record.
UUUGUUGUUCUUAUGCUCCGGUCACGAGCAGCUGCUGCCAAGUGAGUUCCGGACUCAGUGCUAAAAAUAUCCCAUGACCCAGGCAGGAAGGGCCACCGGGGACACAGCUGCUCCUGGGGGCACUGGCAGGAGCUGUGGUGAGACCCACCCACAGCAGUUGGGGGCGUGGUCCAUGUGCUGGGAAGGGGUGGGCACUGAGCUCACAGUCCCUGAGGAAAGGCCCCGCGAGGGGUGCCACAUGUUAUCCACAGGAAGACACAGCGCCUCCAGCACUCACCUCGUUUCUGCUUCUUGCCAGCUGUUACCACGGGCACGUGCUGCCUUCGGAAUAAAAUACAUCUAAAAAUUGAGUGUGUGGGGCCCUAACAGAAGGUAGCCCGGGCGCGCUGCACCUCGGAUGAGGAUUGGCCGAAGACAGGAAGGCGGGGUUUGGAGGCAGGUUAAGAGCACUCGGCGGUCGGACCACGCGUUCCUGAGAAGGUUCAAUGGCGUGGCAGGGGAUGGCGGCCGAAUUCCUGCAGGUGCCGGCGGUGACGCGGACCUACACCACAGCCUGCGUCCUCACCACCGCCGCCGUGCAGCUGGAGUUCCUCAGCCCCUUCCAGCUCUACUUCAAUCCGCACCUCGUGUUCCGGAAGUUACAGGUCUGGAGGCUUGUCACCAACUUCCUCUUCUUCGGGCCCCUGGGAUUCAGCUUCUUCUUCAACAUGCUCUUCGUGUUUCGCUACUGCCGUCUGCUGGAGGAGGGUUCCUUCCGCGGCCGCACGGCCGACUUCGUCUUCAUGUUUCUCUUCGGGGGUGUCCUUAUGAUCCUGCUGGGGCUCCUGGGCAGCCUCUUCUUCCUGGGCCAGGCCCUCACAGCUAUGCUGGUAUACGUAUGGAGCCGCCGCAGCCCCCGGGUGAGGGUCAACUUCUUCGGCCUCCUCACCUUCCAGGCACCAUUCCUGCCCUGGGCGCUCAUGGGCUUCUCAAUGCUGCUGGGCAACUCAAUCCUCGUGGACCUCCUGGGUGAGCCUGCUGUCCAUCCAGCCUUCCCCAAGCAGGUUGUCAGGGACCUGAGGGUCUGCUUGGCCAGAGCCCCCCGUCCACCUGCACUGGACCUCUCAUCUGUCCCCACCGCCUCUUCCUGCCCUCAUGGCUACCCUGUUCUUCCAGCCCCUCAAACAAGCCAGCCUAUCGGGUUUACUUCUUCAGGCCUCACCUGCUUGCUGAUGCUUGUGUAGGUUCUGGCCCAGGUGGGGAUGGGUGGGUCAGGGUUCCUGCUUCAUGGCUUCCAUUCCUCCCAUGUUCUCAGGCCUGACCCCCUCCCAGGACCUGCCCUCUUCUGGGCCAAUCCUGGCCCCACCCUGGGCUGGCAGUCUGUGUAGGACAUUGGUCACCUGUGCUCUGGGGCCUUCAGGGCUGAGCUGGCCAUGGGCUCUGGGCUGUGGAGGGUGGCUUCAGCAGUUGGUGGCUCU